This is a messenger RNA of Ahaetulla prasina, 1979 nucleotides long. RefSeq names its product cleavage and polyadenylation specific factor 4 (gene CPSF4). Gene Ontology annotation, cellular component: mRNA cleavage and polyadenylation specificity factor complex. The coding region runs from base 182 to 991 and encodes 269 amino acids. The record is from RefSeq and is a predicted model, not a curated record. NCBI's taxonomy places the organism in Eukaryota, Metazoa, Chordata, Lepidosauria, Squamata, Colubridae. The transcript has 8 exons. Gene Ontology annotation, molecular function: zinc ion binding; RNA binding.
GGGGCCGCGUUCCGAUUGGCCCGCCCGGGCGGCGCGCGCGCCUCCUUCUCCUCCCAUCCCUCCUUCCCCUCCCCCACGCCUCUUUUUCCUUCCCUCAGCGCUGCCGGCGAGGCGGCGGAUCCUUUUUUCCCCCCCGAUCCCGUCUCUCGGCCGGCUUCUCGCGGCCUCCCUUGCCGCCGCCAUGCAGGAACUGAUCGCCAACGUGGACCACAUCAAGUUCGACUUGGAGAUCGCGGUGGAGCAACAGCUGGGCGCGCAGCCGCUGCCCUUCCCGGGCAUGGACAAGUCCGGUGCUGCCGUCUGUGAUUUUUUUUUAAAGGCAGCGUGUGGGAAAGGGGGGAUGUGUCCCUUUCGGCACAUCAGUGGUGAAAAGACAGUGGUUUGUAAACACUGGUUACGAGGCCUGUGCAAAAAAGGAGACCAGUGUGAAUUCUUGCACGAGUAUGACAUGACUAAGAUGCCAGAAUGUUACUUCUAUUCAAAAUACGGAGAAUGCAGCAACAAGGAGUGUCCAUUCUUGCACAUCGACCCAGAAUCUAAAAUCAAAGACUGCCCUUGGUACGACCGAGGUUUCUGUAAACACGGUCCUCUCUGCAGACACAGACACACAAGGCGUGUUAUUUGUGUGAAUUACUUGGUAGGCUUCUGUCCAGAAGGCCCUGCGUGCAAAUUCAUGCAUCCUCGGUUUGAACUCCCUAUGGGAACGACAGAGCAGCCGCCACUGCCGCCCCCAACACAGCCACAACAAAAACAAAACAACAACGCGCCAUUGCAAAGGUCAUCCUCUCUUAUCCAGCUGACAAGUCAGAAGUCUUCCCCCAACCAACAGAGGACCCCACAGGUCAUUGGGGUCAUGCAGUCCCAGAACAACAGCAUAGGGAACAGAGGCCCACGCCCCCUGGAACAAGUCACCUGUUAUAAGUGCGGUGAAAAAGGACAUUACGCCAACAGAUGUACCAAAGGACAUUUGGCUUUCCUUAGUGGGCAAUGAACCAACGGACUUCACAGCAUUUUUAUAUAUAUAUAUCUUUACGAGCCGAAUUCUCUCUAGUAUCAUCUUGAAUGACUGAACUACCCAUUUUUUAUACCUGCACCAAAGGAUUGGCCAGUGAAAGGAUUACUUGAUCUGCAGCUACUCUUUUUGUUUUGGCAUUUCCUUUUUUUUUAAUUUUUAAGGCUACAACAUAUUGCCUCCUUGUUCACAGCCUGAAGAAGCAAACAUAAUUACACAAGCCUUCUAAAAGAAAAACAUUUGGGAUAGGGAUAUUUUUGGUUCAAAAGGGUGGCGCUUCUCCUUCAAAAAUGUUUAGUCUGUUCUUUCAACAGUCCUUGGCAGAAGAUGAUAAAUGUGUGUGUGAGCGACUGCCCAGCUCUUGCUUUGUUCUGCAUCUUUGUGUUCCUUGUCUAGGCUGGGCCGAUGGCUAAUUCACGAUGGAAUUCAUCUUGUUUGUCAGGAAAAAGAGAGGGUCCAGUUUGUAUUUGUCCACAUCUAUAGUUUGUACUUUAAGGAGAAAAAAGUUGUUUUUUUUUAAUUGUCAUGUUUAAUGGCUGAACAAAUGCAGGCAGAAAACUCCAAAUUAUGAAAAGCAGUGUUAGGUUAAUGGGAAAAAUCAAAUCUUUCCUUUCAUUCUGAAAGCGAUCCAAGCUAUAUGCCAUCACAUGUGCCUACUAAAAACGAUCAAAAUUUCCCUAGGAACAUAAUAUUCUGACAUCCAAAAUACUUAAAUCAAUUGAAAGCUUAAAAAAGAAAACAAGAAAAACAAAUCCUGUUUUAGAAGUAAGCUGCAGUUCUUUAUAAAAACCCGUUCUUUAAAAGAUUCCCACUGCGGAGUAUUUUGUCAUUAAUUUGGUCUGGAAGACUUCAUUCCAGUCACAGAACUGAAUUAUUCUGAGAAUCUGAAUUGGUGUAUAUUUUCUUGGCAUUCCAGACUCAAGAGUAAAAAACCUGCCAUUUCAAUAUAUAUAUAUAUUUAUAUAGA